Gigantopelta aegis is the source of this 2920-nucleotide messenger RNA. RefSeq lists its product as uncharacterized. The coding region runs from base 540 to 1940 and encodes 466 amino acids. The transcript has 6 exons. The record is from RefSeq and is a predicted model, not a curated record. NCBI's taxonomy places the organism in Eukaryota, Metazoa, Mollusca, Gastropoda, Neomphalida, Peltospiridae.
UUUGAGAACGGAUUUUAAUAAGUGAUUUAAAGAUUUAAGUCCUUUGUUUUUUUAAACACUUUACACCAAUGUUGAAUUUACCAUGGCUGUCUAUAGUGAUACCCAAAUAUGUGUAGUCAUUAAAGAUGUUAAUUUUGGAGAACCCUAUGGUAAAGUUAAGAUGAUCUGUGUUCAUUUACGCUUAUUGUACAUACUUAAAACGUAACUAUCCAUAACCAGUAAAACAAAUUGGGGGGAGGGGGGCAUCUGCUCCCUCCCUCGCUAGCUACAGCCCUGUUUAUUUGUAAUUUAUUGUUUUAAAAUUAAUUUUUAAUGAAACAGUUAAUUAAUCAUGAAUGUUACAUUUCAACUUUAUUUAUUAACUGAAUCGGUUUAUUGUAGGGUAUCGUAGUCAUUUAAUUCUGCAUAAUUCUUCUUUUUUUUUUUCUUUUUUUUUUUUUGUUUGUUUGUUUGUUGUUUGUUUGGGUUUUUUGUAGGUUUUUUGUGGGGGUUUUUGGUGGUGUGUCUUUUUUUUCUUUCUUUCUUUCUUUUUUUGUAUAAUGAAUAUUUUUUGUAUUAUUGUAAAUUGUUUUUCAGAUAUGAUUUUCACAAAGGUCCACAUCAUCAUUGGAUCUUUCGUGAUGAUAUUUGUUAUCACCAAUAACUCUGCUGAAGGGUUUGUAGAAUUGGAUAUUUACACUAGCAUAGCUCGAGGUUAUAAAGGUGUUCCACACGACAUAAUAUGUGAGGUUAACAGUGGGAACGUAACGGGAAAUGUGGAGUUCACUCGACCAGGCAAAAAUAAAUUAGUUCUUCAGUGUGACAACCAAUUCACUUCCAAGAGUUGCAAGACGGUUGUCGACGGUUACACGCUGAAAAUCAGGACGAGUUCAUCAUACACGAUGGCCAUCGAAUCUUUCAACCCUGAUGUUGACGAGGGUGUGUGGACGUGUCACGAUUCAAACGAUGACGCCAGCAUAUCCUCAGUAGAGAUUGUAUCUGCUUCUAUCUUCAAGGUGACUGAUAAUGAACUGCCCACACAAAAGAAUGAUUCUGAUGGCUACUACAUGCGAGUGGCUGGUGCAUGUACCUUUCCAGUGCCGGUAUGCAAAUGGAAAAUCAUGGAAGUGGGCGAGUCAUUUUUAAAUGAGCUGGAGAUACCUUCUGCUUAUAUCGAUCAAAAAAUGAAGCCGUGCAAGAAUGAUCUGAAGGUCACGUGCAUCGUAAAAUUUGACAAGACGCCUGAGGUCUUCCUUGAAAAAUACCUCAUCUUCUCUGUGACAAUAUCUCACCCAUCCAUUCCUGGCAAUCCCAUUACGCCAGACGCUAGUCCCGUCCUUUUCUUUCCACUUCCUUCGAUUCCUUCAGUUGAGCCAUAUCAUCCAGACCAUCCAGUUACUCCGUUUUCCCCAGAUGAUCCAGAUCAUUCACAUCAUCCACUUCCUGCAUUGAAUCCAAGUGAUCCAGAGAACACGACUGGUGUAGAUGGGACUACUGUCGCUAUGGUUAUCAUUGCGCUCAUAAUUGCUGGUGUUGUACCAGUAGCUUGCCUCAUUAAUAAAAGGCGAAAGACACAGAAAGAUCAGAAACAACUGAUGGACAAAGAUAGCGAUCCAUAUGUGAUUAACGUUUAUGGUGAUCCAGACAAAGAGAAUAAGACAGAUGACAUUGGCCACGAAGUAUCAAUAAACAAUGAACUGGAUGAUAACAUGCUAGAUGAUAACAUGCUAGAUGAUAACAAGCUGGAUGAUAACACGCUGGAUGAUAAUACGCUGGAUGAUAACAAGCUGGAUGAUAACAAGCUGGAUUUAGAGAAUCAGACAGUUCAAGUAAAAAACCCAGCCCAAAUUGAUACGAAGACGACGGUUGAAGUAAAAACCCAAAACAAGGUUGAUGAUCCAAGCUCUUCAGAACCUACUAAGAUAAUCAUGAAUGAUUCGGAUGGAUUUGCAUGGAUGUAAUUAACUUCUACAGAGCCAGUCCCGGAACAAUGAUUAUUAAAUAGCAACGUCACCAUUAUUGGAAAUGAAAACAUAUAUAAUGUCAUCAGCUGGUAUUUGAUUAUAAAUCUCAAUGACAAAACCGUUAUCAAGACUGAACCUCUGCACAGUUCAGAAUCGAAUAGUAUAGAACAGAUGUUUAAUGACACCCCAGCACGAAAAUUCCAACGGCUAUUGAAUGAUCAACAUCAAUAUAAAAUAGAAUAGAUGUUUAACAUACCCAAGAUCAGUAUAAAAAUGCAAAAUUCAGAAUCGAAUGGGCAUUUGGCAAAAUAAUGCUUGGAAUCAACCAUUAUUUUCACAAACUCAUUUGAAUCUGCAUUGUGCAGAGAUACAGCUCUGAUCAUGUAUUACGGUUUUGUCGUUAGAUUGAUUCCAUGAAUCUCUAUCAAUACCUCGUCUUUAGGAGGAUAACCUCUCCUAAGAUCUUUUAGUGAACAAUACAUACUUAUUUCACCGCCACAAAGAAGACAUGGCAAGGAGCAUAAUUUAGAGAUUAUAAUAUGAUAUUAUAUUAUAUUAUAUUACGGUAUAUUAUAUUUAUUUGUGUCUAUACUUGUGUAUCUGAAUGGUGUGGGUAAGUGUAUGUAUACAAAUGUAUGUUAAUAGUAUGAUUAUCAUUCCAUUAACCAUUAUUCUUAUUGUUAUUGUUAUUAUUAUUGACAUUUAGGGAGCAGUUGUUAAGAUAUUUAGCCAGCUGAUAGGGUAACAGAACAAUACCAAGUUAUUUUUAAAAAAUUCAUUAUUAAGUAACAUAUUAAAUGAAGCAUUAUUUAGAAGAUAAUAAACUUAAAAUUUUACAUUAAGCAUUAUUUAGAGGACGGCAUAUAUGACAUUUUACAUAGAACAUUAUUUAGAAGACAAUGAAUGUAUAAAAAAAAAAGAAAAAGACAAUGAAUGUAUAAAAAAAAAAAAAAAAAAAAAAAAAAAGUUUUAUUUAA